Plasmodium knowlesi strain H is the source of this 900-nucleotide messenger RNA. RefSeq lists its product as uncharacterized. The transcript has a single exon. Lineage: Eukaryota; Apicomplexa; Aconoidasida; Haemosporida; Plasmodiidae. The record is from RefSeq and is a predicted model, not a curated record. The coding region runs from base 1 to 900 and encodes 299 amino acids.
AUGAUGUACACCUGUACGGGCCAUCUCAUUAGGAAUCACUUGGCGAAGUCGGUUAGGGCCUUUAAAGGGGAAGGCCCCUUUGCCCAGAAGAAUUUAUGGAACGUGUGGACGCAGAAAUAUAGCAGUAAGGUGUACCCCCAGGUGGGGGGGAAUAGUUAUGUUGGAGGGAUUACCCACUCGAUGGACUUCACAAGUACCAACAUCUGUACACCCCACCGCAGAAACAUAACGAGGUGCAGCGCUACCCACAUGGGAAAGCAGACUAGCGAAGAGAGCUUCUUCGAAGGAGAACACCUAAACAGAAAGUUAGGAGGCUAUGGAUACCCAAUGAUGUUCAUCGUAACGUACGACCGACCUAGUUGGCAACCAUUUUGGGAAAAUGAAUAUGAGGUUAUCCCGAGGGACGAAUUCGGAGUACCUGCAAGCAUCCCCCCAGAGGUUUCCACACAGAUUAAGCACACGUACUAUGUGCCUCCCCAGUUUUAUACCUUCCUGAAAAAAUUAGGAGAUGACACAGAAGAGCUAAAGCCAUACAUGAACAAACUGAUCCGAGGGGAAUUCACAUAUGAUGAUUACCAAGAGAUGUUUUAUAAAUUUGCCAAGCCUCUGAAAAUUUUUAGGAGCAAGAUUCCUUUGCCCUAUAGAACUGCAGAGGAAAUGGCAAAGGAGGAGGAAAUGAAGUGGGAAUCCGCCUGGUAUACCUACCGACAGAAAGUUCUAGCGGAGUAUAACGUGACAAUGUGCUUGCGUGAAUUCAUCCUUUACAUGACAGUCGGUUUGUACUUUGCGUACUUGUGGCUUGAUGCGCUGAGACAAUACCGCUUGGACAUGAAGCUUUUCUAUUUGGAGGCCCCCGAGCAUAAGAUCAACUGGGUCAGACCGCGUGGCGACUUGGUCUAA